AUGGAGUCCAUCACAAUGAUGGGAAGUCCGAAGAGUGUGAAUGACUCUUUCUUACCCAAUGGCACAAAUGGCAUCAAAGAGGAAAAAACUACAAUAGGCAUCCUAGGCAGUGGAGACUUUGCCAAAUCCUUGACCAUCCGGCUUAUAAGGUGCGGUUAUCACGUGGUGAUCGGAAGCCGGGAACCAAAAUGUGCCGCCGACUUUUUCCCACAUGUGGUGGACGUGACACACCAUGAGGAUGCCAUUUUGAAAGCCCACAUCAUCUUUGUAGCAAUACACAGAGAACAUUAUUCUUCAUUGUGGGACUUAAAGCAUUUACUAAGCGGGAAGAUUCUGGUGGAUGUGAGCAAUAACAUGCGAGUGGACCAGUACCCGGAAUCCAACGCCGAAUAUCUGUCCUCACUCUUCCCAGACUGCUAUGUGGUGGUUAAAGGGUUCAAUGUCAUCUCUGCAUGGGCAAUGCAACUAGGCCCAAGGGAUGCCAGCAGCCAAGUAUAUAUUUGCAGCAAUAACGUCCAGGCGCGCCAUCAAGUCAUAGAGCUUGCCCGUCAGAUGAACUUUAUUCCAAUUGACAUGGGGACAUUAUCUUCUUCCAGAGAGAUUGAAAACUUGCCUCUCCGUCUCUUCACCCCAUGGAAGGGUCCUGUCGUGGUAGCCAUCAGCCUGGCAACUUUCUUCUUCAUCUAUUCCUUCAUCAGGGACAUCAUUCACCCAUAUAUAAAAAACCAGCAGAGCGACUUCUACAAGAUUCCCAUAGAGAUUGUGAAUAAGACCUUACCAAUCGUGGCCAUCACUCUUCUGUCGUUGGUGUACUUGGCGGGGCUCCUGGCUGCGGCUCACCAGCUAUAUUAUGGCACAAAGUACCGACGCUUCCCGCACUGGCUGGAGAACUGGUUGCAGUGUCGGAAACAGCUGGGUCUGCUCAGCUACUUCUUUGCAGCCGUCCAUGUGGUCUACAGCAUGUGCUUGCCUAUGAGACGGUCCGAGCGCUACUCAUUUCUCAAUACUGCUUAUCAACAGGUUCAUGGUAACGUGGACAACUCAUGGAAUGAGGAAGAAGUGUGGAGGGUGGAAAUGUACAUCUCAUUCGGCAUUAUGAGCCUUGGAUUGCUCUCCUUGCUGGCGGUGACUUCCAUCCCUUCCGUCAAUAGCGCCUUAAACUGGAGGGAAUUCAGCUUCAUUCAGUCUACUCUUGGCUAUGUGGCUUUGCUAAUCAGCACCUUUCAUGUUCUAAUAUAUGGCUGGAAACGAGCCUUUGAAGAGGAGAACUACCGCUUUUACACUCCGCCAAACUUUGUUAUAGCGCUGGUCCUCCCGACAAUAGUCAUCCUGGGCAAGAUUGUGCUACUGUGCCCGUGCGUUAGCAAGAAGCUCCGUCUCAUUAAAAGAGGAUGGGAGAAGAGUCACUUUAGGGAGAACAAAAGCAACACAGCGGCUCAUGUCUCCCCUGAGAGAGUCACAGUGAUGUAA
Messenger RNA from Staurois parvus, 1470 nucleotides. The record is from the annotation of a GenBank genome assembly. NCBI's taxonomy places the organism in Eukaryota, Metazoa, Chordata, Amphibia, Anura, Ranidae.